CACAGUUCCGCUUAUUUCAUCUAGUAAUGGUUACUCCCUUGCUGCGAUCUCUCUUUUUUUUAAUUCUACACUCAAUCACCUGCCUUCCCAUGCAACCCCUUCCACAAAACAAACAAACAAAAACACACAACAAAAAAGCCAAGGUUCGUGUGACACACACAGCGCGGUCGCUCGCCUAGAGCGUCAUCAAAUUCUCGUCACAAGGAUGGCGUGGCCACUCACGUGAAAAACCGUUGACUAGGAAGUCACGUGCUUUCCCUCCUCUCCCCCAACCUACCUCCUCCCCAUCCCUUCAAACUCCAACACACACACACACAACCGCUCUUCGCGCUCCUGACUGUCUGGCGAGGGAUGCUGGCAUGAGUUUCAGGUAUCUGGACAUGAAGAAGUGAUUGACUCCCUGCUUCGCGGAGCAACUGCCUCUGGAACUGAUGUUGAUGCGCAUGACUUCCUAGAAGAUGGGUCUAGUUCCUCUUUCUCUCCCUCGUCGUCGCCUUGUAAGAUAAUUUUUACGUGUCAUCACCUGUUAAUUUAACCACGACCAAAAAAAAAAAAAAAACUGAACGAUCAAAUACCACCGACUCAAUGUCCUCCCCCUCCAUUAGUCAUUGUUGCUAUCGUAACCAAUUGUUAUUUUUCCAGACGUAUUUAUCAAUAAUUUAGGAUUGGUGCUGUAGGUAGGCAGGUUGUACUUUGAUGUUUGCUAUGGCUUUACCAGCAUGUGACUUUUUAUUCGGAGAAAUUUGUCCUGUUGGUGUCCAGACCCAGCUAUCAACGACUGUGGUCCUGCUGCUGAUGAACGAGCAACAAGGAUAAAGACUGAUAAAGGAUUAAUAUCACAAUGGAGUGAGGCUUCCUUCCUGAUCAAAGCUUUCGUCUUCAGUCGCGUGUCGUGUCUGUGCAGCAGGCGCGCGAAGACUACAGCAGGAAGUGACCCCUAGCUGGCGACGAGGUCAACAAAGGUUGCGGUCAGUGGUUUAAUACCAUCUUACAUCACCGCUGCUCUUCGGUGACGGAGGUAGCAACUUUUCUCCGACUUGAAAGCCAUCAGAUGUUUCUCGCCGAGAAGGGGAGGCUGGCUUCCUCUGGGGAACUCAAACAGGAUUACUGUUAGAGUGAAUUCUGAUUGUGACGUGGAAUUAGCUGGAGAUGCUCAUGUCACAGCAGGAAUAACACAAAACAUUUUCAGUUGGCGCUUUGUCACUUCUGAACCUGCUACUCUCCAAAUGGAAAAACUAUAAAAGCUCGCCAUUGUGUGUGUGUGGCUCUGCUGCUCUGCGCGGUCACCGGCAUCACUCCGCGGUGUGGUGAGGACGGUUGUGAAUGUGAGACGACUGUCACAGAGAGAUUCAUGCAUAACAACAACAAACAAUAAUUGAUACACAAGUUUCCACACGUCUGUGUGUAGCCAUGAGGCGACGGUCGUGGUACUGGUCGCGAGUGUGGGUUGCAGUUGUCGUGGUGGUGUUUGUGGUGUUGCUGAACAAAUCGCUCAGGAGCGACGAUAUCGAUGAAGUCGUAGACAGACGAAACAAGCUCCAUCCCGUCGAGAUGAAGGUAAGAAAGCCGCGAGAUUGCGCGAUAACCUCUUGGGCAGAGGUCAAGGAAGCUCAUCAAUAUCCAGACGACAAGGACGUUUCUAUGGAGAAGGAUGUCGUUAGUAGACGGGAACACAUUCAGAACAUGUGUCGUACGCAUGUGCACACAGGAGGGAGAGUGUCCGACCCUUACAUCCAUGUACCCAGCAAUUUAAGCAUGUGCCUCGUACCAAAGGUAGGCUGCACCUUUUGGAAGCGAGUCUUUUUCCACCUGUACGGCGAUAGUGGCAAGACCCCCGGACAGGUCUCCACGCCCCUGGACAUCGACCGCCUGUACGUCCACUUCGGAGGCAACCGCACCCCCAAGACUGUCUCGCUCAAUACACAGCCUGGCCGUGACGUCAUCUUCAACAGCACCAGGGUCAUGUUUGCACGUGACCCUUGGAGUCGACUUUGGAGCGCGUAUGUGGACAAGUUUAUUCUUCCGGACUCGUGGCUGGACCACGGGCAAAACAUCGUCCAGCUCCGCCCUAAACUCGGUGUUAGCGGUGAUGAAGGACCGAACAGCAACCACACACGGGAUGCCAAGCAGAUGUUUCAGAGGUUCGUCUGCGCUGACGACAUCACGUUCAGUGAGUUUUUGAAUUACGCCUUUCAAGUCAGCAUCGACCCCCACUGGAGCCCGAUCCACGAGCUGUGUGACCCUUGCAUCUUCCGACCCCACGUCGUGGGCAAGAUGGAGACCUUCGCGCGUGAUGCGCGGUACGUCCUCGUCACUUCCGGUCUGGGUCAUUUGCUGCAGGGUCUCGACCAUGCCAGCCACGUGCAGGACGAGCUGCAGCUGCUGACGCGCUACCACUUCCGGAUGCUCGAGCAGCGCCCCCUGCUGCGUGCUUGCCUCGAUGACGUCAGCCUUGCGCGCCGCUUGUGGCGGGCGUUCCAGCUUAACGGUUACAUCGCUCCUGGCCGGGGAUUCCCCGCUGAGCUUCUGACGCGCGAACUGCAGGGGGCGACACCUUCGCAGUCGGCGGCCCUCGUCACGUCCCUCGUGACCGCCGCAGCCACAGACAGCGCAUUCGGACAUGCGCAGUGGGCUGCCGUUCGUCACCGUCACAUGGUGGCGGCGUACCGGGCGGUAUCGAAGGACCUCCUUGCUGCCAUGCAGGAAAGGUUCGCUUUGGACUUCGAUCUUUUUCAGUACGACCGCGAACCGGCGGACAUCUUUACUGUGUUGCCAUGACAUCGUCAACAGGGAGAGACAUUGAGAUAAACAAAUGACAAGACUGCUUUCUCUUCUGUUUAACGUCUGUAAAAAGAUUUUGUUUUGUCUGCGUUUCAAUGACUAGUUUAAGGCCACACCAGCAAAUCAUUUCCUUCGUAAUCAACACAUCUAAAACAUUCCACUGUACAAAAAUUGUAAAAAAUAAUUACUCCUAUUAAGAAUUAUAUUCACACAUUUAUAUUGUCAUGGCUACAGCCAAUGGGAGAGGUGGACGCAUGUGUCAAUCAUAUGAAUGUGUGGACGUUUGCAAUGUCUCGGUGAGGUGGAGUAGAAAGAUUUGUGUCUUUGAAAUGGAAGACAAGUUUACUCAGUAUUCAGAUUUUGGGAAAUAAUAUUUUGAACCAUGCUGAGCUUAGUGAUUUGAAAAAGAAAAAGUUCUCACGUUAGAGACAUUUUACGGUACUGCUAGACAUUUCGCCAUUUCAGAAAGAAUUUUAACAGGCUUUCAAUUAAAACUUUACCCUAUACUGUAUUUCAUUAUAAAAUAUAUGAAGAUUUCGCGUCUUUUACCUCCUUUAUCGUUAUUAUUUUAAAAAAUUAAACUAUAUUGUAUCUUUUACAGGACUGAAUUGAUUUUAAUUUUCAAACUCUUUUCAGAAACUUAAUUAUGAUGCUAAAAAUUGUUUGAAGCAAGAAGUUCUGUGAAAUUUUAUCGUGUUGGUUAUGUUUAAACACAAUAAAAUUAAAAGCAAAUGUGACACCUGCUAAUCAUCCCUAAUCAGACUCCGAACUAAACUAAAUGAAGCAUGAAGUGUGUUUAGAAAGUCGUGGUUUCACUGAGUUAAAAUGAAUAGUUAUAUAACACAAGGAGUAAUGUUGUCACAACAGGCAGAAUAUGAUGCAGUUAUGAUGUACAUUUGUGAUUGAAAAUGUCUCAAUAUCUCAGCUCAAAGGCAGGGACCAUUCAUGGAAGAUGUGGUCUACAGGUGGGAGCGAUUUGGAGUAGGUAUACACCGAUAAAAACAUAGACAUACACACACCGCAACAAAAGGCGGCAAAAAACACCAAAGUCUACGUUAAUAAAUAAAUAAAACAAACCAAAAAAAAAAUACUUAUUGGUAUUAAGCUAUUUACCUCAAGGGACAUCACUCUCAUCGGUUGGGCAAGGCUCUCGUCAGUUGUAUCCACUAGUGGUAUGUAAAAAAAAUAUGUCUAAAGCUGUAUCUCCUCCUGAUGUUACCAUUGUUAUCAUGUACAUGCAUGACAAAAAUAAAUAAAUAAAAUAAAGAGCUCGUAGAAGUGCAAACCAGAGGUCACCGUGUCUUCAGGAGAGAGGCCAAACAUCGUUCGUUCUUUUUCUCGUUGUUUGCAUUAAACACAGCUGUCGCCUGUCAGGAUUCCCAGUGUCAUUUUACACCUAAUAAGGGUUGAAAGGAAAUGUAGUUUCGAACUUUCAAGAAAAGCAAAAUUCGUAAUUUUUCAGGGG
Messenger RNA from Pomacea canaliculata, 4246 nucleotides. Its product is annotated as carbohydrate sulfotransferase 11-like. NCBI's taxonomy places the organism in Eukaryota, Metazoa, Mollusca, Gastropoda, Architaenioglossa, Ampullariidae. The record is from RefSeq and is a predicted model, not a curated record. The transcript has 7 exons. Gene Ontology annotation, molecular function: sulfotransferase activity. Gene Ontology annotation, biological process: carbohydrate biosynthetic process. Bases 1411 to 2778 code for a protein of 455 amino acids. Gene Ontology annotation, cellular component: membrane.